AUGCUUCUCACUGUUAAACGCCUGCCUGUACUGGCCAUUGCCACAUUCUUCUUCUCAAGCUCCGCUAAUGCCUGGCUUAAUGUAUGUGAAGUCAAUCUGACCUAUCAGCUAACCAACAUCUUCCAAACUGGAAGCCACUUGUUCCAGUACGAUAAUUGUCAUGUGGACACCUCGGGGAGCGGCAUAUCAUCUGGUAUUGUAAACUUCAACACCCGUUCAGGGGAUACCUGGGAUGUCAUUAGUGCCUAUCACGAUGCAAAAAAUGAGAUGAAUGAUUUUUCCAUAUAUGGUAAUGCCUUGCAAGAAAAGGCUGCAUCAAAAAGUGGUUCAAUAUCUGGUCUUGAGGGAUUCUGUGACGUGUGGAAGGCAUCAGUCAAAGAUGUCUUGUUUAGAAAUGCGCAAGAUCUUGUCUUUAACAACUUGUAUGUGCUCCCAUCCCAACUUGAAGCCAGUAAGCUUGGUCUCCAGCAUUCUGUCAGUAUGGCAGCCUUGUAUGACACUGGUGUGUCACUUGGGGCAGGCGAGGGCUCAUCAAGUCUAGGUGGCAUUAUUAAAACAACCAACAAGAAAGUGACCAAAGAUAUUCCUGGAAAAUCAAAUAGUACUAUCAAAGUUAAUGGCUACUCUGUUGACGAAAUUGAAUGGCUAAAUAUGUUCCUCGAGGUCAGAGAAAGUAAAGAUAGCCACGAUUACCUUUUAUAA
Molecule: messenger RNA, 702 nt
Organism: Kickxella alabastrina
Lineage: Eukaryota; Fungi; Kickxellomycota; Kickxellomycetes; Kickxellales; Kickxellaceae
Product: lysozyme-like domain-containing protein
Exons: 2
Coding region: 1-702 (233 amino acids)
Biological process (GO): carbohydrate metabolic process
Cellular component (GO): extracellular region
Molecular function (GO): chitosanase activity
Source: RefSeq, a predicted model, not a curated record